This is a messenger RNA of Limulus polyphemus (Atlantic horseshoe crab), 2856 nucleotides long. It is a transcript of the gene not, whose product is annotated as ubiquitin carboxyl-terminal hydrolase 22-like. The transcript is spliced from 13 exons. Bases 76 to 1623 code for a protein of 515 amino acids. Gene Ontology annotation, biological process: protein deubiquitination. The record is from RefSeq and is a predicted model, not a curated record. Gene Ontology annotation, molecular function: cysteine-type deubiquitinase activity; zinc ion binding. NCBI's taxonomy places the organism in Eukaryota, Metazoa, Arthropoda, Merostomata, Xiphosura, Limulidae.
UUGCGCUUCUCAUUGUUGAAAAUCGAACAACUGAUGUAGUUAACACGAGAAGUGUGAAACCUUAAGACUCAGAGUAUGAGUGUUCAUGGCUGUGCUCAUUUAGCAAGUUUCAAAUCAGCCAAAGGAACCCAAUCUUACCGUGUUUUACAUGCUUAUUUUAUUGCCGGGAUUACAGAAGAAGCGCGGAAAAAGAAGGCUCAGACUUGCUUCUGUCACACUUGUUGUCGUCACACUUCUCGGUUACAUGCCUGUCUAUACUGUGUCUAUUUUGGUUGCUACGAUGGGAAACAUAUUCGUGAACAUGCCCUCAGUAAAAAACAUAAUUUAGCUGUAGAUAUAUCAUAUGGUACUGUCUUUUGUUUCUCAUGUGGAGAUUAUGUGUAUGAUAAAGAAUUGGAAGCAAUAGCAAAAAGACACAGGCGGAAGGCAGCUAAGCUAAAUGGCAUCAAAGAGCAGUAUUAUGAAUGGGAACCAACUAAUUUUGAACUAGAUUUACUCAGGAGAAACCCUCGCAGGAAGAGGAUAAGUGAUAAUUCUUAUAUAGGAUUAAGAGGGCUCAUCAACUUAGGGAACACAUGCUUCAUGAACUGCAUCGUACAAGCGCUGAUGCACACACCACUUCUCCGGGACUAUUUUCUCGCUGACCGCAAUGUUUGUCACUUCCAAGAUGACCCUUCCAUGUGUCUGGUCUGUGAGAUGUCGCAGCUGUUCCAAGAGUUUUACUCAGGAAAAAGUACGCCUCACAUUCCUUUUCGACUUCUUCAUCUCGUGUGGACCCAUGCUCGACACCUGGCAGGGUAUGAGCAACAAGAUGCUCAUGAAUUCUUCAUUGCUACUCUAGAUGUGCUUCACAGGCAUUGUAAAGGUACAAAUGGCUUAUCAAGUAGUAACCCACACCACUGUAAUUGUAUUGUAGAUCAGAUCUUUACAGGGGGUCUUCAGUCAGAUGUUGUUUGCCAAGCGUGCAGGGGAGUGUCCACAACCAUCGAUCCAUUCUGGGACAUAUCGUUGGAUCUUGGACCUAGUCUUCAUCUUCAGUCUUCCACAAGUGGUCCUAAUUCUACAGAGAGCAUGGGCAAUGACAUUGGACUUAAUGAGGAUAUGGAACCAACUUCUCUACUUGACUGUUUAGAAAGGUUCACACGCCCUGAACACUUGGGAAGUUCGGCUAAAAUCAAGUGUAAUGGCUGUCAGAGUUAUCAAGAGUCCACCAAACAGUUAACUAUGAAGAAAUUGCCAGUUGUUGCUAGCUUUCAUUUAAAGCGCUUCGAGCACUCAACAAGGUUUCACAAGAAAAUUUCCACUUUCAUCUCCUUUCCCCAGUACCUAGACAUGACUCCGUUUAUGUCAUCUCGACGUGGUAAAUCUAGUAACAGUAGUAGAGCUAGUGAUAAUGGGUACACCAACAGUGUCAGCAUAGCAGACAACAAGUACUGCCUUUUUGCUGUAGUUAAUCACAUUGGGACGAUAGAGACUGGUCAUUAUACAGCCUAUAUCAGACAGCAUCGGGACCAGUGGUUUAAGUGUGAUGACCAUCUGAUCACAAGAGCAACAGUACAGGAUGUACUGGACAGUGAAGGGUAUCUUCUGUUCUAUCACAAACAAAUUUUGGAAUAUGAAUGACAGAGGCUGGACCUUAGGGAAAUAAAUUAAAUGGAUCUCAGCCUGCUCCUCGGUGGGCCUGGUGCCGCUAUACUUCGGGGUGACGAACCUUGUGCUUCUUACCGUCUUAACCGAUCAUGGGGUUUGAUUCCUUGUUUGCUCAACAAAGCAGCUGUAUUAUGUAUUAUGUCAGUACUUGUGGCCACAUCUUAUUUCAGUGGUGACUGUGUAUGAAAGGAAUUCAAAUUGUAAAGUAAAGGUUCAUAUUUCUUCUUUAGUUCAAGCUGGUAGAAACCAGGUUGAAAAUUUACUUCAGAACUUGUAAAAAAUUUAUUUAUUAAAAAGUGGCAUAAUCUGCAUAUUCUGUGUGAUUUUCAGACGUGGUAAUGUAUGUAUAGUGUUUAAAUCAUUGUAACUCAUGCAAAUGCCUUAAUUGAAAUUUCAGUGAAUAAUAAUAAAAAACUUAAAUAUCAAAACAAAAAUUAUAUGUAGAAAAUUAACUUUUGUACUAGUGAAUGAACAUUCUGAUAACCAGGUGAAUUCAGGGUUAGGAAACAUUUCAACAACUAACUAUCAUUACCAUGUUUGGAUAAAUAGACUUGGUAUUUACUAGACAGUUUUACUUAUUAAAAAAUUGAUCUACAAAAUUAAAUAAAAAAAAGUUCUGUUACUUACCCUAAAGAGGAAAUUUUUACAGCUUUUAAUGAAAAUAUUUAUAAGAUAAUUUGAAAGGUUUUGAUAGAAAAAACAAACAAAAACCAUACAUGAUAAGAAGUAAUAAUGUUUUCAUUUUAAUAUGUUAAAACAUCGCACUACUGAAGAAAUAGGAUGAUCUUUGUAAUGCUGCUGUUGCUAGGUAGUUCAGAUUGUCAAGCACUCAUUGUGCAUGAUUUAUCUACAAUUAAGAAAUGAUUGUUAUAGAUAUUUGAAAAAGAAUGAACAAUAUUAGUCUUAUACCCAAGCUUAAAUUUAGUUAUAUUAGAUCAUAUGCACUUCAUCAUGUUUUCACAAUAUUUAUAUUUACAAAGUUGCAAGAUAAAUCAUAUCUUGACCUUGCAUAGAAAUUUAUUCGUUACUGUGAUUUCCAGAAAAAGUAAACUGUUAACUAAUUUCAUCUUUUCUCUGUCUUUUUCACAGCUGCAUAUUAAUACUAUCUUGGACUGACUUCCACUGCAAGAAAUAAUUUUUAAAAGCCUCAAAAUCUUUCCUAAUUGUUUCUAAUCCAACAUAGUGAGGUACUUGUUUAAUAACAAA